Messenger RNA from Arachis stenosperma, 1077 nucleotides. RefSeq lists its product as uncharacterized. Bases 1 to 1077 code for a protein of 358 amino acids. The transcript is spliced from 3 exons. The record is from RefSeq and is a predicted model, not a curated record. Lineage: Eukaryota; Viridiplantae; Streptophyta; Magnoliopsida; Fabales; Fabaceae.
AUGUAUUGUUUCCAAAAUCAAGACGCAAAUGCAUUGUUUCAGGUAUCUAUGGAAAUUGGCGGUUUACAGAAGCACAGAAACCGCUGUUGCCAGCCGCGGAGUACGUUGAUGUGUGAAUGCAUGGAAACUGCUGUUGCAUUCCGCAGUUUCUGCAUGAAUCUGUCUGGUCAUAAACCGCUACUGCCAGUAGCGGUUUAUGUGUAUUCUGGUGUGAGAUAUGAGACCUUUGUGAUAGGGUCGGAUGAAGACAUGCAGGUCUUGUUUCACUGCAGGCGUAGUUUUCCGGAAGUGAGGAUACCUGAGCUGUUUGCGAAGUUGAAAGAUGGUGUCGACAGCUCUGGGGCAUCGGCACUGAAUCCUCAGUCAACCACGAUCGGUGGUGCCUCGACAUCGAUGUCUGUGGUAGCAGCUGCAGUUCUAAUUCCUGAGCCCGAACGUGCUGGGGCUGUCCAUACUAGUGUGCCUCCUGUUGUGCCUGAUUUUGAAUUUGAGGUCGGACCAGAUCGAGUUGAGAAUGCGUUGCGUGACGAUGAUUCGGAUGAGGAGCCAGUCGAUAUUGGUGGGGACAAUGAUGAUGAUAUUCCAAGAGGUACAUGUACAGCACAUGGAGGUUCUGGUUCUGGAACACAAGAGUACCCUCCACACCUAUCGUCCUUGAACUUGGAAGCCAUCGGCCAACACCAGAAUAUAGAGACAACCUUCGUGGGACAGGGUAUGCAUGAUGGGAAUCCUUUGAUGGAAUUUCAGAUUGGCCAAUCAUUCCAGAGUAAGGAGGAAGCCAUGCUGAUAGUUGAUGCGUCGGUGUCAAUUAAGGUGCUGCAAGAGGCAACGGAGGCGACAUACGGUUUUAGGCCCAGUUAUCGGAAGGUGUGGUUGGCGAAGCAGAAGGCAGUAACACAUAUCUAUGGCGACUGGGAGGAGUCAUAUGGGGAUCUGCCCCGCUGGAUCCUUGGGAUUAAAUCCACCAUGGAUGGUUCCGUUGCUUUGCUGAACCUAAACCUCUCGUGGAACCAUGUAAAGUGUACCGUCAUCUGCUUGACCUUAUUCGGUGGUGGCAGCUCACCGAAUAGGUCCUAA